AAAAUCAAUAAGCAUGUGCGCGACCGCGUUGAACGAAAUAGUUCUCUGUUUGCACGCUGCGGUGUAACAACUAACUAACUACUAAUAAAAUCGCUGUCGGGUAGGUUAUCAUACCGCGAAUAUUGUCGAUAUAUUUUGGAAUCGGCAAAACAAACACUGUAUCGCGCAGUAUGUUUCCGUAACAUAAUAGUUUUCAUGGGCGAGUAUCCGUCGCUGCACAGAGCCCGUCCGGCAGUCGAUUGAAGAAAUUCGUGCAUGCGAUAUGACCGCUACAGCUGCUUUUGUGUCGUCGUCCUGGACAAAAACCGUCGACGAGAUCAACAACGUCUGCGACAGCAUACGAUAUACAUCCUGCCUAUAAUAUAUUAUAAUAUUAUCAUAUCGGGUUUCGCGUGUCCUUGUUAGUUGCCGCAAAGGAUCGUGUCCAUGUCAGGCGAGCCAUGAGGCUUAUUAUUUCAUGUCAUGGUGGUAGUGAGAGUACAGAAAGCCCGAGUAUUUCGCUACACGCCGACUGCAAAGAUCUGGGCAUGGACAAUCAAGGUGCUUCCGUUUGUUUUAGUGCUGCUCGUCGUUUUCGCCAUGUGCUUCUUGGCUGUAACUCGCGCUCCAGUUUUACAAAAACGAAGUUCUUUGAAGGUCAACAGUUUACAAGUGGCAAAAUUAAAACCAGAUCCAGCUAGCAGUGCACAGAAUAAAGAUUUCCAGUUAGAACGUUUGUUGAAGUCUAAACCACCAAGCCUUCAAAUGUUUGUCACUCAGUUAAAGAACGAAGCUAACGGAUACUGUUCGGGAAAAUUAGCAGAAUUGCGGAGAAACGCAGAGAAGUCAAAUGUAAUUUCAGAACGAUUAGAGCCAUGUCGACCAAAACCAUGGUGUCCAAAAAUACCACCAGUUUUAUAUGGUGCUGAGAAAUUGGAUAGCAUCGCCGUUAACAUGACCGAAGAGGAAAUCGUGGACGCAGUUGGAUCAAUGGGCGUGGGCGGUUCUUGGGCACCGGAUGAUUGUAAAGCUAGACACUCAGUGUGCAUCAUCAUACCCUAUAGGGAUAGAAAGGAUCAUUUAUGGACAUUGUUGUACAGGCUUAUACCGGUGUUGAAAAGACAACAAUUGGAUUUCAAAAUAUUUGUUGUCGAACAGGUCAGUAAUGCAACGUUCAAUAAAGGUGCAAUUAUGAAUGCAGCCUUUUUGACGAUUUACCGCACGUACGGCUUACGCGAUGAGGGUGAUUGGCAUAAAGGGUUAUACGGCUGCUAUGUCUUCCAUGAUGUAGACAUGUUGCCAGAAGACGACAGAAACAUGUAUAGUUGUUCGGAAUUCCCCAGACACCUGUCAGUGGCCGUCAAUGAAUUUAAAUAUCAAUUACCCUAUCACAAAUUGGUGGGUGGAGUGUUCAACAUAAGACCGGAUCAUUAUUUACUCGUCAACGGCUACUCAAAUCUAUUUUGGGGUUGGGGCGGUGAAGACGAUGAUAUGGGAUAUAGGUUGGAACAGGUCGGAUUGCCGAUCACCCGGCCACCCGAGCGGUUGGCUCGAUACACGAUGGUCAAGCACGUCAAACGUAAACCGCUCGCCCACGCUGUUCGACUUAAGUUAGUGCACACUAGCAAAAAACGUUAUAGAGCCGAUGGACUGAACACGCUCAAGUAUGAAGUUUUCCGGGUGGACACCGAGAAGCUGUACACCCGGAUACUGGUGGGCGUCGGUGACAUGCCCGAAUACGUCCGGUCGUUCGAAGUCUCCCGGCGAUCUACCUCCUCACAAAAUAAAAGAUGGAAAUGAUCGCGCUGUACAGUAACUGCACUAUCAAUAUUAUAAAAUAGGCUGCAGUAUGUACGGUUGUUAAUUUGGGUCGCCAGUAAUCCCCAGUUCGUGAUGCAGUGCGAGUAUUUUAGUGAAGUUUAUUUUUUUAAGUGACAUAAACCUAUUAUCACGGUAAAAUAUAGAGAGUCUAUUAGUCGUAAAAAAUUACAUAAAAAAAAAAAUAAUUAAAUUGCACUUAAAAGAUAUUUGCACUGCAUGCGUCUUGUGGAGCUAGGGUUACUGACUCCAUUUUAUUAACACACUUUAUAUGACCUAUAUUAUAUAUGACCUUCUACAUUAUAUAUAUAUUUUAUAUUCUUAUAAUACUGUUACAGUGUAUACCAUGCCGUAUAAUUAUAUUAUACAUAAUAUAGUAUACAAGACCGUAACUAGGCAAGGGGUUCUGGUCCAGAAUUUUUUUAUACGUAGAUAAAUUUAUUAAUAAAUAUUUCGUAAUAUUGUAUUAAGAAUAAUUUUACAGUUUGGUUGAUAUAUUAAAAAAAUAUGUGAACUCUACCUAUUAGUUUUCAGUUCCGGUCUUGUUUAUAUGUAUGUAUUUAUAAAAUAUAUCGUUGAGUAUUUAGAUAUUAGAUAGUUAUGAUGCAAUACAGCAGGCCCUAUUUUAAAGAUUUUUCAUUUGUUUUUUAAAUAUAGUUUGGACACAUGUUGAUGACAGAACUUUGAUGAUGAGUUAAUGGAGCAAGUAGAGGUAAUUUUUGAGACCAUCGAGUGUUUAUUAUUUUGAUGUUUUAUGAUAUAAUAUCACAGUCAUAUAAUGUAUAGGUUAGGAUUACUAUAAUGUUGGAAUUAAAAAGCUUAAAGUUAUCUUCGCCCCCCUUGUCAUAAAGUUUCCAAAUAUUUUGCUAUAUUGUAUAAUUAUUACAUUCACAAUACUUUUUAUUCAUGUCAUUAUAGUGACACAGUUGUAUGAACCUUAAGAAUAGGUAUAUGCGAUUAUUAUAUUCUGACUUAUCAGUUAUCAUACAUGGCAGUUAAGUUGCGGACUGCACUUUUCGUAUUUAAUACUUUUACUUAGAUUUCUACCUUUUGUUAGAAUAAGGCCUGUUAAGUAUUAUAUAGUUGUAUAAUUAUACUAUUAAUAUCUAUACUCAAUAUUGGUAUAUUGUAGAUGAAUAGUACAUCUAUAAUUACUAACAUACAUGUCUAUGUCAGAUCACCUAAAAAUACACACUAUUAUGAUAUUUAAGUGCGUACACAUGGAAUGUAUAAUGUUGUAUGUAUAUAUUUAUACACUAU
Molecule: messenger RNA, 3057 nt
Organism: Melanaphis sacchari
Lineage: Eukaryota; Metazoa; Arthropoda; Insecta; Hemiptera; Aphididae
Product: beta-1,4-N-acetylgalactosaminyltransferase bre-4-like
Exons: 7
Coding region: 463-1779 (438 amino acids)
Biological process (GO): glycosphingolipid biosynthetic process; carbohydrate metabolic process
Molecular function (GO): N-acetyl-beta-glucosaminyl-derivative 4-beta-N-acetylgalactosaminyltransferase activity
Source: RefSeq, a predicted model, not a curated record